AUUCUGUGAAAAUGACCAGCAGAAAAACCUCAAGGUACCCAGCAGUGUAUUUAAAGGCUCUUCUCUCUCAUCCAGUAUAGAAUCAAGAAACAACUCUCUUCGUUUUACAUCUCCAAGAGAAAGAGCACAUGAGGGUGAUGAAGGAGCUGUGUCUACUUCUACUGAUCUGCUGGGCAGGCACACUCCAGUGCCUGGCAGAGAGUUUGAGGGGAAAGAUUCCUGGCAAGCCACAGGAAUGUGAGCAGGCCGAGUUUGUCCCUGGUUACAACCUGGCAGGGGAAGGUUUCGACAUUGUGAAGAUGCAGCGAAAAGGUUCUUAUGUGAUCGACAUGGAAAAUUGGGAGCGGGAGGGAGACACUUGUGAGUUAGCUGUCAAUUUCUAUUUGGGUGGAAUAAAACAGAAGCUUCCAGCAGCCAUGGCAAACUGGAGAGCCCUCACCGACUGCAAGUGGGAGGUCUCAAGCAGCAUCUAUGAAUCCAGUGAGUCCCUCAUUAAUACCACAACUUCAGCCGUGACCAACAACUGGAAACUUGGCUUGGACCUUGAGAUUCCUGAAGAAAAGUUCAAGACCAUCAUUGGAGGGACAGAUUCCAGAGAAGCAACAUAUGCCAUUGCAAAGUCGAAGCAGGACAGAUACAGUUUCACCAGGCAUGAAGUCCAUUGUAGCAUCUACAGAUAUAGCCUGGUUGAAGAUCCUCCUCUUCACAAACAAUUUCUGAAUUCGGUGAAGAAGCUCCCCACUGUUUAUGACCUCAAGUCUAAGCCGGCCUAUAGAAACCUGAUAGACACAUACGGCACUCAUUUCACCUCUCAAGUCAACCUGGGAGGGAAAGUGAGCGCUGUAACUUCCAUCAAGUCUUGUCAGGCGACUAUGAACGGAGUGACAGUCACUGCAGUGAAGGACUGUCUCGAUGUCGAGGCCUCCUUGUCAUAUCAAUACAGCGCUAGUUUGACCGCCGAGCUUCACUACUGUAAUGAACUAAAGAAGAAACUUGGCACCAACCGAAGUUUCAGCAGCAUGUUCAGUGACCGCCACUCGGAAAUUAAAGGAGGGGUAGUAAAUGGAGGCGACCUGCUCUUCUCAGGUGCAUUGGACGCAAACGCCUACAAAGAGUGGCUGGAGUCUUUGAAAACGAUCCCUGACGUGGUGCACUACUUCCUUAAGCCCCUUCACUUCCUGUUGAAAAGUAGACAUCCUGCUCAACCUGGGCUGAAGAAAGCAGUGGAGGAGUACAUCCUUGAAAACGCCCUGAUCAAGAAAUGCUCAGAGUCCUGUCAGAUAGGUACGAGGACCAGCCAAAGGGAUCACUGUGCCUGUGUCUGCCACAGUGAUCAGAGCAUCAAGUCCAACUGUUGCCCUGCUGGGAAAGGCCUGGCCAGGCUACAAGUCUAUGGUUUGAGAGCAAAGGGACUAUACGGGGACAUUUCAACCGAAACGGAUGGUUUUGUUGAGAUCUCAUAUGAUAAACAAGUCAAACUCACUGAGGUGAUCAACGACGACGACGAUCCCGUUUGGCCAGAGAGCUUUGAAUUCGGACCCAUCCAUAUCAACUUUGCCACCAAACUCACUUUCAAGGUGUAUGACACAGACGGAGUUGUUUGGAACAAAGAUGUCCUGGGUGAAUGUUCCUUUGAUCUGCGUAGAGGAAAUGUGAGUGACGUCUGUGUGUUCAAAUAUGGCACAUUCUUCUUCUCCUACACAGUGCAAUGUGCUCCCAGCCUUGGAGGCUCACGCUGUGAAGAGUACAUCCCCUCUCCUAUGAGCGCCUCCCUGGCAAAAGUCUUCCACUCCAGAAAUGGCAUGCUGGCUGGGGAGAAUUGGCGACUUGAGUUGGGCAGGAAUCGCACCAAUGAUGCGGUUGACAAGGUUGGCUUAAAGAGAUGUCAUGGUGAAUAAGGCAUGAGGUGAGCGACGAGUUGGUGACUGCUUCGCAUUGCAUAGUUCAGCAUUUCAGAUGGUCCCUUUGGCCACAGGCAGGAUCAUGGUUAGAUGAUUCAUGUGAAAUGUAAUGUUUUAGCUUUUUCUUUGUUCAAAGUAUAAUAUAAUUAUAAUUGCAUUGGAUUUGCUUUACAAUUUUGACGUGACAGAUAUUGUGAAAAUGUUUUUAGCAGCUCAUCUUGUAUUAGUUGUAUCAUCUUGUACCAAAAUAUAAUUCCCAAUAAUUAAAUCUAAGGCUUUUGCUAUACAUAUAUAUAUAUAUUUUUUUUUAAAGGUAUCUCUAACCACUAGAAUGUCAUGGUAUUUUUUUGAAAAUAGUGUAACUACCCAGAAUGCGAAUUAUACCGUGACAUUUGGGGUCCAUAUUUUUUUCGCGGUACUUCCUGAAAUUGUUUCAUGGGCCUCAGUGGUGUGUAUUCAUUACCAAAGAAAUAAAAUACAAAAGCAUGUA
This is a messenger RNA of Oncorhynchus gorbuscha (pink salmon), 2391 nucleotides long. RefSeq names its product perforin-1-like. NCBI's taxonomy places the organism in Eukaryota, Metazoa, Chordata, Actinopteri, Salmoniformes, Salmonidae. Gene Ontology annotation, cellular component: membrane attack complex. The coding region runs from base 129 to 1898 and encodes 589 amino acids. The record is from RefSeq and is a predicted model, not a curated record. Gene Ontology annotation, biological process: immune response. The transcript has 3 exons.